This is a messenger RNA of Mus caroli (Ryukyu mouse), 2825 nucleotides long. RefSeq names its product sulfiredoxin 1 (gene Srxn1). NCBI's taxonomy places the organism in Eukaryota, Metazoa, Chordata, Mammalia, Rodentia, Muridae. Gene Ontology annotation, biological process: cellular response to oxidative stress. Gene Ontology annotation, cellular component: cytoplasm. The record is from RefSeq and is a predicted model, not a curated record. Gene Ontology annotation, molecular function: sulfiredoxin activity.
AGCGCCACGGCAGGCAGUGGGCAGCUAGGUCAGAGUGGGACACGCAGGGAGGGAGGGGCGGCGAGUCAAGCGGCUCGGGGGCGGGUAGGAUCACAGCGUGGGCAGAGCCACUCGGUCGGGGCAAACGCAGAGCCGUCGCCCCCCCCCCCGCGGCCACGCGAUGGUACAGCCCGGCCUGGUAAAGAGGCCAGGCGGCGCUGGCCACCAAGGAAGAGGUAUGGGGCUACGCGCGGGUGGAGCGCUCCGGAGGGCGGGUGCGGGGCCCGGGGCGCCCGAGGGACAGGGACCCGGUGGCGCCCAGGGCGGCAGCAUCCACUCGGGCUGCAUCGCCACGGUGCACAACGUACCAAUCGCCGUGCUCAUCCGGCCGCUGCCGUCCGUGCUGGACCCGGCCAAAGUGCAGAGCCUGGUGGACACGAUCCUGGCGGACCCUGACAGUGUGCCCCCCAUCGACGUCCUCUGGAUCAAAGGGGCCCAGGGUGGUGACUACUACUACUCCUUUGGGGGCUGCCACCGCUAUGCAGCCUACCAGCAGCUGCAGAGAGAGACCAUUCCUGCCAAGCUUGUGAGGUCCACCCUUUCAGACCUGAGGAUGUACCUGGGAGCGUCCACACCAGACUUGCAGUAGCAACCUCCUGAUAGCCCCUUGCCCCGCUCCACAUCAGCACCACUACCCGGGGCUCAGAAGACACAUGCAGCCCACAGCGGGCAGAAGCUGUAGAUGGGAUAUAUGUUCUCUUUAUUCUUAAGGGAGGUCUGCCUCUUGGUGCCUCUGCACUAGCUCCCAGGGACUAGCUCCCAGGAAUGAGCGGGCUCAGUUCUUCUGUCUAUGGAAAGAUAUCAUGGCCUUGACCCUGAAGAAGUACCAGGAAGGAAGAAAGGAGAUGGACUUGGAGACAAGGACUCUCAUUUUAAUCUUUAUGAUAUCAAUACAUGAACUCUGUACUAGGAAGUAAAGGAAAACCCAGGUCACCAUGACUUCAGUGAGAGAAGCUGGUUAUCCAUCCCCAUAGCCUGAACCCUGGAACCGGUGGCUGACACAGCACUGACUCUAACACAGUAUUGUGUCAACAGCUCAGUGAAGGCAGGGCUUCCUCUCGGGAGUCCUUUGGCCUUGUCCUCCUUGCUCCUUAUCGCUGUUGCUGCGUUUCUAGGAACCGUGUCUGUGCUCAAGAAAGAAACCCACUGGACCAACUUCUGUCAGAAAGGAAAACCUUGCUCAGUUCCUUGCUCAGUUUCAGGACCCUGUUCUUUGCGUGUUUGCACAUGGUCACCUUGGUCUGAGCUAGCCACCAUUGCCACCCACAGCUGCAAAGAAAGCAGACCUUAGGAAACGCUGUCACGGCUGAGCGUGACUGCCUUGUUCAUCCCCUGGACUGGUACUGUGAGGCCUGCAGUACCAGUGGGAUCCCAUAGCAGGGGAGGGAGAGGGAGAGGGAGACGUUAGCCUUUGCUACGAAACAAGCCGUCCCCAAGCUCAACAGCUAAACAAGUAUUCAUUUACCCAUGAUUCUAUGGGUUAGCUAAGCUCCUUUGAGCAGCUCCUCUGAUGUGGCCUGGUCCUGCUCAUGAGCCCAUAGUCAAUUGUCACCUCAGCUGGGGAUGGUUGGGCUGGGAUCACCUUAGCCAUUGUGGCAAGUGUUGACUGCAUUGGCUUGAUUAUUCUUGUUGCCGCUCUCAAAGGUCAGUUCAGGCUAAUUCUCAAGAUGACCUCAGGGUUCCAAGAGAGAGUAGUAGUGAGAGGGCCUGGAGCGGAGACUCAGCUGUUAAGAACACCUGCAUGGUGAUUCACAACACUGUCAUCCCCAUGCCAGAUGACCUGAUGCCCUCUUCUAGGCUCUGUGGGCACAGACAAACACACUGGAGCAAAGCACCCAAUUGCUUUUCUUUUGUUUUUUGAGACACAGGGUUUUUCUGGGUAACCCUGGCUGUCCUGGAACUCACUGUGCAGUACCAGGCUGGCCUUGACCUCACUGAAAUUUGCCUCUCCUGCAUCCCGAGUGCUGGUAUUAAAGAAGGUAUGCACUACUAUCACCCAGGUACAUUUUUUUAAGGUGACAAGAUUUCUUCAGCCCCUGUGCCAAGAAUGUGUCUCUGUUGGUCAGUUCAUUCCUUAGAUUCAAGGGUUGCAAAUGGACCGAGCUCUCAGCGGGAGGAACCACAAAGAACAUGGGGCUAUCGUUCAUCACAGAUGAAUCUUGGUGGGCAAGAAACAGAAUUCCUCAUUCCCACACAUAAGCACUCCCUUUUCAUAAGUUUGUCACAGAAGCACAAAAGAGGCCUUGGCAAGUCAGCCUUUAAGUAACAGUUCUCAAAACCUAGAAGAAGUCAUGGCAUGGUGUCUUCGAGAGCUGGGUACCCCAGCCCUAAGGAUGUCUCAGAAACAGAAUGAGGUGGAUAAUGAGGUGGGCAUUCAGAGGGGCUUCUGCAAACCUAGAGUUCAGGAGGCAAUGGGUGCAGCAGUGAGGUGGUUAUGCCACACAGAGACCUUAGUCACUGGUCAUUUUCAAGCCUCUGUUUUCCCAGCUCCAUGGUGAGGACACCAGCCUUCCCACCCACCGAGUGUCCCAGAAAAUGAAAUUGAAAGGGAUAAGAUGCAUCGUGGUGCUGGAUUGAUUCUUAGGACCAAAAAGAGACUAGGAAGGGAAAGCGCAUUAGCAGGUCAACCAGGACUCAGACCUUCCAGUUUGGGUAAUCUUAUCUCUGGGGUGGUUUGGAUGAAGAAUGUAUGGGAACUCUAGUCUCUGCAACUUUUCUGUAAAUCCAAAGUCAUUCUAAAAUAAAAGUGUAUUUAAUUAAAACACACACACGAUGCAAUAGCCUUA